AUGUCCUCUUCCAAAGGUCGCGUUCUUCUCGCAUACUCGGGCGGUCUUGACACAUCUUGCAUUCUGGCAUGGCUCAUCGAGCAAGGUUACGAGGUCUACGCGUUCAUGGCCGAUGUUGGCCAGGAAGAAGAUUUUGUUGCCGCGGAGCAAAAAGCCCUUAAAGUUGGGGCCAAAAAGUUCUUCCUCGAAGAUUUGAAACGUGAAUUCGUUACCGAGCUCAUCUAUCCAGCUGUCCAAGCCAAUUGCAUCUACGAGGCUCGUUCAUCUAACCUAUCACACCCUCGCUUUUUUAAUCUACAACAGAAUGUUUACUUACUUGGUACCUCCCUCGCUCGUCCAGUCAUCGCACGAGGCAUGAUUGAAGUUGCUGACCGAGAGGGUUGCAAUUUCGUUGCACACGGCUGCACUGGCAAAGGCAAUGACCAAGUUCGAUUCGAGCUUGCAUUCUACGGUCUGAAACCCGAUAUCAAAGUCAUCGCACCAUGGCGUCUUCCAGAGUUCUACAAUCGCUUCCCUGGUCGGCAAGCCCUGCUCGAAUAUGCUGCCAAAAGCAACAUUCCCGUCGUACAAACCGCUGCGAAGCCAUGGUCUACCGAUGAGAAUCUUUUCCACAUCUCCUAUGAGGCUGGCAUUCUUGAAGACCCCAAUACAACACCCCCCACCGAUAUGUGGAAGCUUACUGUUGAUCCCGAGCAAGCCCCCGCUACUGCUGAACGCAUCUCAAUCGAAUUCAGCGCUGGUCUUCCCACGAAAGUGACCACUACGGACAAGACCUAUACGGAUCCUGUUGACAUUUUCCUCGCCCUGAAUGCUCUCGGACGGAAACACGGAAUUGGCAGAAUCGAUAUCGUCGAAAAUCGCUUUAUCGGCGUGAAAUCGCGAGGGUGUUACGAAUCGCCUGGUGCAACAAUUCUUCGGGCAGCGCACAUUGACCUUGAAGGCCUCACACUCGACCGCAACGUGAGGGCGUUGCGAGACCAGUUUGUCACGGUUGCCUUCAGCCGGAUCCUCUACAACGGCCAUUUCUUCACGCCAGAACGGGAAUUCGUAACCAGUUCCAUUCCAGCGAGCCAGCAAACGGUAAAUGGACUCGUUCGCAUGAAAUUGUACAAGGGCAACGUGUUCAUUGAAGGACGUGAGAGCGAAGAGGGACUAUAUGACGAAAGGCAGAGCUCGAUGGACGAGAUGGGUGGCUUUGAGCCGACAGACACAACUGGAUUUAUCCAGAUCGAGUCCAUCCGAAUCAAAAAAUGGGCCCAGGCCAAUAUUCGCAAGGGACAGGCCGGCGUCACAGCGAAAGACGUGUAUGGAGCUCGUACUUGA
This is a messenger RNA of Mycena indigotica, 1323 nucleotides long. RefSeq names its product Argininosuccinate synthetase. Gene Ontology annotation, biological process: L-arginine biosynthetic process; urea cycle. Lineage: Eukaryota; Fungi; Basidiomycota; Agaricomycetes; Agaricales; Mycenaceae. Gene Ontology annotation, cellular component: cytoplasm. The transcript is spliced from 6 exons. Gene Ontology annotation, molecular function: ATP binding; argininosuccinate synthase activity. The record is from RefSeq and is a predicted model, not a curated record. The coding region runs from base 1 to 1323 and encodes 440 amino acids.